Molecule: messenger RNA, 2254 nt
Organism: Dermatophagoides farinae (American house dust mite)
Lineage: Eukaryota; Metazoa; Arthropoda; Arachnida; Sarcoptiformes; Pyroglyphidae
Biological process (GO): regulation of transcription by RNA polymerase II
Cellular component (GO): nucleus
Source: RefSeq, a predicted model, not a curated record
UCUGUUUUCGAAUUCAACAUUUUUUGAGUUUUAUGUUUUGAUGAAGAAAAAUAACAUGUCUACAAAUUCAUCUACAACGUUGAUGAUUGUUAUCGGUAAUCUACCUACGGAUACAAAUGUUGAUGAAAUACGUUCAUUUUUAUCGUCAAUUAAUGUUCAAAUUCAAUCAAAUUGUGUUGGUGGUGGUGGUAUACGAAUAAUUCCAUCCAUAGCUGCUAAUAAUGAUGAUCAUGAUUCAUCAUCAUCAUCAUCAUCAUCAAAACAACAACAAAUGAAUGCCUAUAUAAAUGUGGUUAGUGAACAAGAUAUCAUAAUGGCCACUGAACAAUGUGAUAAAAAAUUAUUUCGAAACAAAUAUCCAUUAUCGAUACGACGAACAAUGAAAAAAGAAAUCAAUCAAAAUAUAUCACAUUAUAUACGUGAAAAUCUACAUAUGACAUGUGAAUGGAUUGAUUGUAAUAUAAAAUUUCAUGAUCGAUCAUUAUUUUUUAAACAUAUCAAUGAAACACAUGUACCAACAUUUUGGUCAAAUCUAAAUAACGGUAAUGGUAAUGGCAAUGGCAUUGAUAAUGAUGAUGAUGAAAAUAAAUCCAAAUGUAAAUGGCAUGGCUGUUAUGAUAAUAAUGAAUUCAUGGAUUGUGAACAUUUUCGGCUACAUUUAAGUUUACAUGGAUUUCAUAAUCAAUUGAUGAAUAUUGGUCAGCUUAUAAUGAAUAUUACCGUACCACGGUUAACAUGUUAUAUGGAUAAUCCAGCACGUAAUGUAAUAACGGAAACAUGUCAAAAAUUCAUUUGCGGUUGGAACGGAUGCAAUGCCGAUUUUAUGGAUGGUGAAACAUUUUUUCAACACGUUGAUUAUCAUGCCAUUGAAGAUGUUCCGAUACCAAUAAUGGCGAAAGAGAAAUUGAAAAAUGUUCGUUUCGCACGUUGCCAAUGGAUGGAUUGUCAAGCAGCAUUCAAACAAAAAUUUUAUCUAAAAAUGCAUCUACAUUCACAUACACAACGUAAAGUGGUUGCAUGUCCAGUUUGUGGUGAAUUAUUCUCAACACGUAUGGCAUUUAUUAAUCAUUGUUAUCGCCAGGAAACACCGACAAUUAUUACGGCAACAACAACAACAACAACAAAUCAAUCAUUAUCAUCAACAUCGAUAAUAUGUGAUAAAAGUAAUGAUGAUGACCAAGAAGAUUUUGUUGCAGUUGAUUGUUUGGAAGAUGAUGAUGAACAUAUUCUUACUAUUGAUGAAAAUCAUCGUGGUCAAUCAUCGAUUGUGAUACGACUAGCAUCUUCUAAUAUUAAUCUACAAACUACAAAUGAUCCCACCACCACCACUGCCACAUCAUCAUCAUCAUCAAAAUCCACUAAUGUGGAUGAAAUGAGUGAAUCAAUUUUAUUGGUAAAUUUUCCAAUUACCAAUAAUCAACAACAACAACAACAACAGCAAGAAGAAGAAAUUAUACGUGAUUAUCAAUGUAAACAUUGUACGAAAUCAUUUCAUACAUUAACAUUGUUACGUGAACAUGAAAAUAAACAUCUCAGAAAACAUCAUUGUCCAUUUUGUAAAUAUAAAGCAUGUCAUAAAUCACAUCUGAAAGAACAUAUUCUAUUUCGCCAUUCGGAUAAAUAUGAUUAUCAAUGUCAAUUUUGUAAUCAAUAUUUUAAAAGCCGCCGUUUUCUACAAAGACAUAUUGAAUCGCAUAAAAGUGAGAAAAAAAUUCAUCAUUGUACAUUUUGUGAACAAAAAUUCACCACAUUCUAUACAAUGAAACGCCAUAUACGUAUGAAACAUUUGUUGGAAGAAAUUAUUUUUGAAUGCCAUUUAUGUACGAAAAAAUAUAAUCGUGGUAAUAAUUUAUCCAGACAUUUAAUAGGUAAACAUUGUUUGAAAGUAGCUAAUGGUUGGACUGGUUUUGAAUAUGUGAAACAAUCAUCAACAAUAAUCAAUGUUGAUGAUCAUCAACAGCAACAGGAUAAGGAUCAAUUAUCGACAACGACAACAACAACAUCGACCAAAAGGGAUGUAUAUCGUAUAAAUCCAUUGAGUUGUAUUGAAUAAUCGAUAGUGGACAUUCGAAGAAGAAAAAAAAUUCAAAUGUCAAUCAUAAACAACGAUCAUACAUGAUUACAAGACACAUGAUACUAUUACGAUGGUGAUAAUUUCAUCAAUUAUUUUCAUAGACCACAUGGAUUGAUUGAAAUGUAACACUGAUUGAUAUUGCGGAUUAUGAUUAAGUAAUAAAUGAUGAUUGUUUGAUAA